Molecule: messenger RNA, 741 nt
Organism: Camellia sinensis
Lineage: Eukaryota; Viridiplantae; Streptophyta; Magnoliopsida; Ericales; Theaceae
Source: RefSeq, a predicted model, not a curated record
CGUUUGCAAAUAGAUGAUGAGAAAACAUUCACACAUUAAUAAGGAAAAAGGAAGGCACAUGUGUUAUGUGCCCUGUCCAUUCUUUUGUUAGUUAGAAGACCAUUUUUUUCAUUUUGAUGGGUGGGAAUUUUUAUUGUAAAUUUCUUUGUUAAUCAAAUCAGGAGUUUGUAGCUGUAGGGGUUUCUGCGGUUAACAGAUGUGAUGUUUUCUCUUUAUGCAGUGAUGCUGAUGGGUAGCUUAGUUUAUGGUAUUAGAUACACUUUUCCAGAGUAUGUCUGCACUCUCCUGGUUGCUGGUGGUGUUUCGAUGUUUGCACUUUCAAAGACUAGCUCAAAGACAAUAAGCAAGCUGGCGCACCCAAAUGCUCCACUUGGAUAUGGGUUGUGUUUCCUUAAUCUUGCUUUUGAUGGAUUUACAAAUGCUACUCAAGAUUCAAUUACAUCAAGGUACAUCAGUCCAAAAAAACAAAAAAAUUGAUAUUGCCAAUUAUUCCUGUUGAUUCCACUGGUACUUUUCUCAUAUAUAUGUCUUGAUUUUUCUAAUAGUCUGCUAGUUAGGAAGCAAUCAUAGAAAACACACUUCAUGCACUUUUGUGUGUGUUGGGGAAGGGAGGGUCAUACUUGAGGGAAAAUAUGGUAGGAUUAUUCUCAAACUAACAAAGAGUGUUGUGUCAGAAAAAUUUCAGGAACAUAUUUAGAAAGGGUUUGGCUUUGGUCCAGUCCAAGAUUGGACUGGACAGUG